GCGCUCCGCCCCGUGUGGGUGACGGGAGGGGGAGGGAGCCAGGCAGAGCUGAUCCCACGUGUGACGCUCGCAUUCCCGGCUCAGUAAUAUUCUCUUAGCUCUGACAGUGUGUGUGUUAGUUACUGGCCAUAGUUGGGUUAGCCAUGGAGGGAGACGGGAGCCAAGCCACAUCUGGAAGCCCUAACGAUUCGCAACACGACCCGGGUAAAAUGUUUAUCGGUGGCCUCAGCUGGCAAACUUCACCAGACAGCCUUAGAGACUAUUUUAGUAAAUUUGGAGAGAUCAGAGAAUGUAUGGUGAUGAGAGAUCCCACGACAAAACGCUCCAGGGGAUUUGGCUUCGUUACGUUUGCGGAUGCGGCCAGUGUAGAUAAGGUCCUAGCUCAACCUCACCAUGAAUUAGACUCAAAGACGAUUGAUCCUAAAGUUGCCUUUCCAAGACGCGCUCAACCCAAGAUGGUCACAAGAACAAAGAAAAUAUUUGUAGGCGGAUUAUCAGCUAACACAGUAGUUGAAGAUGUGAAGCAGUAUUUUGAACAGUUUGGCAAGGUAGAGGAUGCUAUGCUUAUGUUUGAUAAAACUACAAAUAGACAUAGAGGAUUCGGCUUUGUAACUUUCGAGAACGAGGAUGUGGUGGAAAAGGUCUGCGAGAUUCAUUUUCACGAAAUCAAUAAUAAAAUGGUAGAAUGUAAGAAGGCCCAGCCGAAGGAAGUGAUGUUUCCUCCAGGAACGCGGGGGAGAGCCAGAGGUCUGCCCUACACCAUGGACGCCUUUAUGCUGGGAAUGGGCAUGCUGAGUUAUCCAAACAUUGUAGCAACGUAUGGCCGAGGAUACACUGGUUUCGCCCCAAGCUACAGCUACCAAUUCCCUGGCUUCCCGGCAACAGCGUACGGUCCAGUAGCGGCGGCGGCAGCAGUGGCAGCAGCACGCGGCUCAGGUAGGGGGGCCCGUGGAAGAGGCGGCUACGCAGCAUACCCUCAGAGCACAGGGCCAGGCUUCCCCGAUUACGGUUUCUAUUCCUCGCCAAGCGACCAACGGGGGCCCCCCUUCUCCUUUGCGGACUAUGGCUCCCUGGGCCCCCAGGCGGCUCAGCUGCUGCAAAGCGAGCAUGCCACAUCAGCCUGCAACUCCCCUCUCCAGCACCUGGCCAGCCCGGAUCAGUAUAAGAGCCCAGGCACCAACCCACCCCGGCCUGGAGCCUUUCCUGGAGCCAGCAGUCCCGGGCCAGUGGCUGACCUGUACGGCCCCACCAGCCAGGACUCCGGCGUGGGCAACUACAUUAGUGCUGCUAGUCCCCAGCCCGGCUCCGGCUUCGGACACAGCAUUGCUGGUCCUUUGAUUGCAACAGCUUUUACAAAUGGAUACCAUUGAAACCUAACAGGUGGUUGGUUGCCAUCUCAUUUGAGCAGAGUUUAACAGGAGGCCCGGGGAAGACUGGCCGCAGUUUCUAAUUGGUUCUGUGUACAGGUAAACUUCAAGCACUACAGCGCUGAACGGGAAUCUAAAGCUGAGAUGGCGCCACGCGAAGAACAAACCCAAACGUCUGAAUCAUCUCAGAAAGAAGAAAAAAACAAAACAAACAAAAAAAAACAACGACUAAACAAUCUGCUGUACUAUACUGAAAUCCUGGCUUUUGAAUAUUUUAUCCUAGUGUAGCCCUGACCUUGAAUUAGGAUUUAAUUUAAUUUUUUUCCUUUACUAUUUUUCCUUUUAGAAGCAUUUUAGUCAUCUUUUAUUGUGUACACGUUGAAUCAACCAACGUUUGUUUGAGUUUCUAGAUGUCCUUCAUUGUUCUUGAAUGUUCUCUGAUGAGAGCGACUAUGUAAACAUAAAAUGUCAUUUUUUGUUUUGUUUUGGUGGUAAUAUUCCAAUAGCAGUUUUGUUUCACAGCCCUCGUCUAUCACAUUUUCAAGAUUCAUUUCAUACAAGGAAGAAACCGGAUUGAAAUGACUCAGCUUGAAAAGGUGACAUUUUUAAUUCAAGCCUAAACCGCAAUGAGUGGGUAACUCAAAAAAAUCUUAGUAGCUCUGUUCUAUGUUUCUUGUGAUGUCUUGUUAACCAUGAUUACCUAUUUUGGGCAAUAAGAGGACUACAAUAUUUUCACAGUCCUUUUUUAUAAAUGUCAUUUUUGUUGUCGAUGAAAAAAAAAAAAAGAAAAAAAGCUUUCCUUUUAAUACUUUGUGAAAUGAGAUUUAAAAAGAAAACAAUUCU
Molecule: messenger RNA, 2210 nt
Organism: Cyprinus carpio (common carp)
Lineage: Eukaryota; Metazoa; Chordata; Actinopteri; Cypriniformes; Cyprinidae
Product: RNA-binding protein Musashi homolog 2
Cellular component (GO): cytoplasm
Molecular function (GO): RNA binding
Source: RefSeq, a predicted model, not a curated record